AUGGAGUCCAUGGAUGCGAUGCUGCUGUUAGGAUUUCAGUUCAUACCCACCGAUGAGGAGCUCAUUAGCCACUACUUGGGGAAGAAGGUCAAGGGCGAAGAACUUUCCUGGGAUGGCAUCCCUGAUUGUGAUCUAUACGGUGAAAAGUCCCCAUGGGAAAUAUGCGGCGAUCAGGAGGAUAAGAUAUUUGAUAAUAAGGGUAAUAUUAUCGGGGCCAAGAAACUUUUCAAUUUCAAUGUAAUAGCGGGAUUGACCACGAAGAACUCAAACUGGAUUAUGCACGAGUUCUCCCUUGUUGAUAAGCAACAACAGAGUACCAACUUGGAAAUCUGGAUCCCAACGGAGACUGAUUUGGAGACCAACAUGGGCUGUCUACCGGCUAGUGAUCACUCUGAUUUUAAUUUUGAUUUGGAAACCAUCAUGAGCAUGUUGCCACUAGAGGGUGGAGAUCUACCGCUUCUUCCUCCAUUGGAGGAUUUUUGUGAUGCUGACUUUGAUGCUUUCUUUGUCUAG
This is a messenger RNA of Alnus glutinosa, 513 nucleotides long. RefSeq names its product NAC domain-containing protein 41-like. The coding region runs from base 1 to 513 and encodes 170 amino acids. NCBI's taxonomy places the organism in Eukaryota, Viridiplantae, Streptophyta, Magnoliopsida, Fagales, Betulaceae. The record is from RefSeq and is a predicted model, not a curated record. Gene Ontology annotation, biological process: regulation of DNA-templated transcription. Gene Ontology annotation, molecular function: DNA binding. The transcript has 3 exons.